GGCCGGCUCACUAUUUUUGUGGACUCUUAUGAGUUCUGACGUACCGCAGUAACAAAUUGCAUCUGCACGAUGUUUCAUUUGAAAAAUCUAAAUAAAAUAAGCCGUUUUACUAAGAAACCUUAAUAAAAUAUAAAAUACAAACAUUUAUUCAAUGCUUCAUGGUUUCACAUGUUUCUCAAUUAUUAAAAUAGACAAAUGCUCAUUUAAGAAAUAAUUUAACUACCGAAGACUACGUAGCUGAAUACUUAACAAGGUCCCGUAACAAAAUCUGAUCCGGGCCCCGUAAAACCUCCCACCGGUGCUGCGCCCUAGGCAGCGACACGACGACACAUUUGUUUGCUGUGUGGUUCCAAGCCGAUCCGGUGGACCGCUGUCGAUACCGCCAAGAACGACAGAAAUGGACGUGGAACGGGUGCAGACCGACGGGGAUCGGGACAGCGGGUCGUCGUCGUCGGACGAGGAAUUCGACGGUAGCGACGGAUGGCAGGAGAUGGGAUUCUGUUCCAAGGCGGGGCACUUCGCGCGGAACAUCACGGUGGAACCGCUGAUGACGCUGUUCCAGGUGUCGUCGGUGCUGUCCAGCCUGACCACGCAGAACUUGAACCUGCAGAAAGCGUGCCGCGUGAACCUGCGGCUGGACGAUCACGUGUGCGCCGGGCUGGAGAACAAGAACAUGUCGCUGUACGCGGAGCAAGAGGUCCAGGUGCAGCAGAUGGUGGCCGAUAUGCUCAUCUGGCAGACGGUGUUGCAGAGCACCAUGCCGUGCGUGCUGGUCGUGUUCAUCGGGUCGUGGAGCGACCGGAACCGGAAGCGCAAGCCGUGCAUGCUGGUCCCCGUGAUCGGCGAGCUGAUCCGCAACGCGGGGCUGCUGCUGUGCGUGUACUACUUCGACUGGCUGUCCAUGGAGGUAGCCGGCUUCGCGGAAUCCGUGCCCACGUCCAUCACCGGCGGGCUGACCGUUCUGUACAUGUCCGCGUUCGCGUACAUCGGAGACAUAAGCACGGUAAAAAAUCGAACUCUUAGAGUAGGCCUCAUGAAUUUGUUUUUUGGUGCAUCUUGGCCUAUCGGUGCAGCGCUUUCCGGCAUCUUGUUUCAACAAUAUGGAUUCUAUGGAGUGUAUUAUAUUUCUUCGGCUUUGUACAUCGUCGCUCUUCUGUACGGGAUGAUUCGUAUCAAAGAGCACGAAAAUUCAUCAAAAGGAAAAGAUCCCUUUCAGACGUCCAAGUCUUGCGUGUCUCUUUUUAGCGAUUUUUUCAAUUUAAAACACAUCAAAGAAGCAUUAAACGUGACGUUUAGAAAAGGCCCCAGAAAGAGAUGGCUUCAACUUACAAUGCUAGUGUUUACAAUUGUAGUUGUGCAAGGUCCAAUACAAGGUGAAUUUGCGAUUGCCUAUUUGGGCGCCCGAUUACGUUUCCAGUGGAAUGAAGUCGACUACAGUAUAUUUUCAACAUUUCUCUCUAUACUGAACAUUCUAGGAGUUGGAAUCGCGGUAGGGAUUUUAAGUCACUUGUUCAAAAUGGACGACGCACUAAUUGGAGUGAUUGCCUGCCUCAGUAAAGUAUUAUCAGGAUUAGUCUUUGCAUUCGCACCUUCUAAAUUAUAUUUUUACAUGGGUGCUGUCGUUGAUUCAAUGAGCAGUGUUUCGUACGUUGUGGUGAGAUCGAUCGUCUCUAAAACCGUACCUCAAAAUGAAAUCGGUCAAGUGUCAGCAGUCAUAGCAGUCGUCGAGACAAUAGUACCUGUUAUUUACAAGCCUCUAUACAGUUCAAUAUAUAGAGCCACCGUACACACGUUUCCUGGAGCGUUCUACAUAGUCGGCUCCAUAAUGCUCACCCCCUCCAUAUUUCUAUACUGGUGGAUGUAUCGAUUAAAUAAAUUAGAACCUAAGAAAACAUUUGUUACUGAAAGAGAGACAUUGAACACCUAAUUUCAGACUCAAAACUAAUCCAUAAAAACAAUCGUUAUACUUUAUACACAUUUUUUUUUUUAAUGAUUUUUUUAAAAUUAUUUUCAAUCAAAUAAUUAUC
This is a messenger RNA of Sipha flava (yellow sugarcane aphid), 2027 nucleotides long. RefSeq lists its product as uncharacterized. Gene Ontology annotation, cellular component: membrane. The transcript has 8 exons. Bases 398 to 1927 code for a protein of 509 amino acids. The record is from RefSeq and is a predicted model, not a curated record. Gene Ontology annotation, biological process: transmembrane transport. Lineage: Eukaryota; Metazoa; Arthropoda; Insecta; Hemiptera; Aphididae. Gene Ontology annotation, molecular function: transmembrane transporter activity.